Messenger RNA from Podospora bellae-mahoneyi, 2810 nucleotides. It is a transcript of the gene PFA3, whose product is annotated as palmitoyltransferase for Vac8p. The record is from RefSeq and is a predicted model, not a curated record. Gene Ontology annotation, molecular function: palmitoyltransferase activity. Bases 631 to 2517 code for a protein of 628 amino acids. The transcript is spliced from 3 exons. Lineage: Eukaryota; Fungi; Ascomycota; Sordariomycetes; Sordariales; Podosporaceae.
AUGCCACAACGCAGAAACAACUGCAUGUCUGAGCUGGUGAUACCCAAUGGCAUGCUUUUUCGCUUCAAUCUCUUGACUUGCAGCAUUACUGGGGGGCGGAUAUGCUGAGCGAGUUCAAAACUAUGCUCGAUGCUAAAGCAUACCCUCAGUCUAAGAUACCAAGAGCGCCUCUGGACAGAAUUGGCCAGUCACAGCGUAGUCCAGGUUUCGAUAUUCAAUUGACAGAUAGGUCUUCUCUUGCCAAACCACAAUGAUCAGCAUAUUCUUGAGAGUAAUGUAGUAGUCAAAACCAAAGUACAAUCGUCAAUACAUGUCUGUAGCAAGCAGAAUUCUAUAUAGAAGUCUUCAACGGUCCCAUGAAGCCGGAAAUCAGGGGCCAAACCGUUCAUGCGGCCCGAGCGUUGUCCCGGGCUGUCAGUGACACGGGGACCCCAUUGGCUCAGUGUGUUUGAGGCUGAGGCUGGCAGCAACACAAGGCGAGAGACCCCUGUAAUUGCCGUCGCCAUCAACUUCAAACACUAAACUGACAGCCAGCCGCCUUGCCCCUUGUUCUUUUUCUCGACAAGUCCACCACUCGAACCACCAGCGAUGAAUCCAUAAUUCACGGUGCCCCGAUUGUACCGACAACUGAUGGAUGCAACGCCGUUAUCCAGAUCCCCUCCGCCAUCACCCUCCCCGAUCCUUCCAGUUGCUCGUUCCGCGACCAGACAGUUUCCCCCUAUUCUCGAAGCACCAUCCCACGAUUGCGAAUCCUCGACAGAAAACAUGGGAAGCGCUCGCCGGUGGGCGAGAAAGAUUGAGCGCACAUGUUGCACUUGCGCCACGUAUUUUCCCUUGGCAUUCGUGUAUGGGAUAACAACUUGGGCCGUCUAUGUGUUGUGGGAUCUCUGCUCUGUGCCAUCGAGGGUGGAAUGGCUGGGUACCACUUAUAAACUUGUUGGCUUUGCCCUCUACGCCAUGCUCAACUGGUGCUACACCACUGCCGUAUUUACACCACCGGGAAGCACGACGAACGAUCAUGGCUACAGCACGCUACCGACCCACGCCGCCCCUUCGGCCACAUCAUACACCGUCAAGUCCAAUGGCGAGCUCCGUUUCUGCAAGAAAUGCCAGGCUCGGAAGCCCGACCGCGCCCAUCAUUGCUCCACCUGCCGCCGGUGUGUCCUCAAGAUGGACCAUCACUGCCCCUGGCUAGCAACCUGCAUCGGUCUUCGAAACCACAAGGCCUUCCUCCUUUUUCUCAUCUAUACCACGAUUUUCUCUCUAUACGCCUUCCUUGGCUCCGCCAGCUGGGUCUGGGAAGAGAUCUUCGCCAACACUACUUACGUCGAGAAUCUCAUGCCAGUUAACUACAUCUGCCUUGCCAUCGUUGCCGGUAUCAUCGGCAUUGUAGUCGGGGCAUUCACAGGGUGGCAUAUCUAUCUCGCUACCAGAGGCCAAACAACCAUCGAGUGCUUGGAGAAAACUAGAUAUUUGACCCCUCUCAGGGAAUCCAUGCACAGGACCUACAUCAACCAACACACUCCCGGUCAAGGCGUCCAGCUCCCUUCUUACGGUCAACAACUCCUCGAUAUUCAUCAAAACGCAAUUCCGGGUGUCACUCGGCCUGAAGAAGGCGAGGAACUUCGUCAAGAACCCUCGCAUCCCUCCGUCAACCCCGAGUUGCAAGCUGGCUCGAGGAGAUUUACACCCUCUGAAAUGGAGCAGUACCGGGCCCGCAAGCGCUAUGAAGAAUUCAUGGACGAGCAGGAUGCAACCAAACUUCCCAAUGCUUUCGACCUCGGCGCCAAGAGGAACCUGCUUCAUUUGUUUGGCCCUGUCCCGCUAUUAUGGCCGAUUCCAAUCUGCAACACGACUGGCGAUGGCUGGAGCUGGGAGCCCAGUCCCGAGUGGCUUGAGGCGAGAGACAGGAUCGCAAGAGAGCGGGAACAGCAACGGGAAAGAGAGCGGGUGGCAGGCUGGGGGGCUGAUUCGGAUUACCCUGAGCCUGAUCCUCAACCGCCCAUGGUGAGAGUGGAUGGCGGAGCAGGGAGACAUUAUUUACAGCCUUCCAGACCGGCCAGCAGAGUUCCGUCACCUUUGCCUUCUCCUGGUCACAGAAAGGCGCAAAGCAAAGCCGACAGGAUACUGGGCCGCGAUCCCAACCUCUAUGUGGACGAUCCCGCCAGCCCCGGGCUUGGAGCUGGGCAGCAGGAUGUUAAUCUGAGGAGGUUAAGUCCCGCCGGGCGGACGGUGGAGGAUGAGCUGGAGGAGAUUGAUAACGAGAUUGAUGAAGAGGAGCAGACUGAACAGGUGAAAAAGGAGGAGAUUAGGGCGAGGAAGGAGAGGAUAGCGAUGAAUGUGGUGACUAAUGGGCGGUGGGGUGCCGGGGCGAGGAGUCCGUUGCUGAUUAGCAGUCCCAGACUAGGACAGGGAGGAAGUGGGACGAGUUCACCGAGGCGGGGGGGGAUGGGCAGUGGUGCGAGUACGCCGAGGAGGGAGUAUGAUAGGGAGGAUGAUGAUGAUGGGGUUGAUUGAGCGGGCGAUACUUUUAGGAACCUUUUUUUCUUGAACAUUCUAGUAUGUGCUUUUGGAGAGCGUUUUUUUGCGACUUGCAGCUAGCUGUGUUUGGCCAUGGUUGUUUUCGUCGAGCGCUUUAGUUUUGCAUACUUUUUUCUUUUUAUUUAUUGUAGGGUAUGUGGGGCGGCAAUGUGUGUCUGGUAUAUAUGGCAACAGGAGACUGGAAAAGGGAGCUGGGAAGGGCAGGCAUUUGUGUUAAUAUAAUACUCUUACAACCAUGGUCUAUAUAUUAGGUCAACCGUGCUCCUUCC